This is a messenger RNA of Dreissena polymorpha, 3403 nucleotides long. RefSeq names its product golgin subfamily A member 6-like protein 22. Bases 39 to 1541 code for a protein of 500 amino acids. Lineage: Eukaryota; Metazoa; Mollusca; Bivalvia; Myida; Dreissenidae. The transcript is spliced from 2 exons. The record is from RefSeq and is a predicted model, not a curated record.
AAAAAACGCCUUAAUUUGAAAAAGAUAAAUUCACCAGUAUGAAGCGGGAGGAUGAACUGAUGAUUAAAAAAUUACAAGACGAAUUGGCUGUUUCGGAACAGAAGGUUAAACAACUACAAGAACAAGAAAAACGCAUUUAUUUUGAAAAAGAGAAAAGCAAAAGUAUGAAGCGGGAGGAUGAUCAGUUAAUAAAACAACUACAAAACGAAUUGGCGGUGUCUGAACAGAAGGUUAAACAACUACAAGAACAAGAAACACGCAUUGUUUUGAAAAAAGAGAAAUGCGAAAGUUUGAAGCGGGAGGAUGAACAGCUUAUUAAAAAAAUUCAAGCAGAAUUGGCGGUGUCUGAAGAGAAGAUUCAACAACUUCAAGAAAAAGGAAAACGACUUAAUUUUGAAAAAGAUAAAUGUGAAAGUACAAAGCGGGGGUAUGAACAGUUGAUUAAAAAUCAACAAGAAGAAUUGGCGGUUUCUGCACAGAAGAUUAAACAACUUCAAGAACAAGAAAAACGGAUUAAUUCUGAAAAAGAAAAGUGCGAAAGUACGAAUCGAAAGUAUGUACAGUUGAAUAAAAAACUACGAGAAGAAUUGGCGGUUUCUGAACAGAAAAUUAAGGAACUACAAGCAGAAUUGGCAGAUUCUGAACAGAUGAUCACACAACUGCAAGAACAAGAAAAACGCACAAGUUUUGACAAAGAGAAAUUCGAAAGUAUGACGCGUGAGGGGGAACAAUUGAUUAAAACACUUCAAGAACAAUUGGCGAUGUCUGAACAGAAGGUUAAACAACUACAAGAACAAGAAAAACGCAUUGUUUUGAAAAAAGAGAAAUGCGAAAGUUUGAAGCGGGAGGAUGAGCAGCUUAUUAAAAAAAAUCAAGCAGAAUUGGCGGUGUCUGAACAGAAGAUUCAACAACUUCAAGAAAAUGAAAAACGACUUAAUUUUGAAAAAGAUAAAUGUGAAAGUACAAAGCGGGGGUAUGAACAGUUGAUUAAAAAUCAACAAGAAGAAUUGGCGGUUUCUGCACAGAAGAUUCAACAACUUCAAGAAAAAGAAAAACGACUUAAUUUUGAAAAAGAUAAAUGUGAAAGUACAAAGCGGGGGUAUGAACAGUUGAUUAAAAAUCAACAAGAAGAAUUGGCGGUUUCUGCACAGCAGAUUAAACAACUUCAAGAACAAGAAACACGGAUUAAUUCUGAAAAAGAAAAGUGCGAAAGUACGAAUCGAAAGUAUGUACGGUUGAAUAAAAAACUACGAGAAGAAUUGGCGAUUUCUGAACAGAAAAUUAAGGAACUACAAGCAGAAUUGGCAGAUUCUGAACAGAUGAUCACACAACUGCAAGAACAAGAAAAACGCACAAGUUUUGACAAAGAGAAAUUCGAAAGUAUGACGCGUGAGGGGGAACAAUUGAUUAAAACACUUCAAGAACAAUUGGCGAUGUCUACACAGAAGUUACAAAAACUAGAUGAAGAAUUUGGAUGUUGGUUGUUUGUCUUGUUCUGUAUUUCUUUAAUUAUCAUUUUAAUAGUUUAUUAUUAUUUUUAAUUAACAGAGCCUUUGCGCCUUUAAAUAUGGGAAAACGCAUGCAGGAUCUUUCUGGGACAAGGCAAGUUCAGACCUUUUGUAAAACCUACUUAUGUGUGGGAACAAAGCUGACUUAUUAAAAAUAACCUUGCUUGUGUCUAAGGUGUUGAUAGGUUGUAUUCCAAAUUUGUGGAGACCUGGAAAACAUUUUCAUUAAAUAUGAAAACAAGUUGUACGGAAAUACACCCGUUGUCUUCGUCAUACAGGUCAUUGUAUGCACUUUUCAAACACAUUUUAGCUAAAUUUUCCACUUGAUAAAAAGUUAAGGCAUUCCAAAAUCUAGCCCCCUUAGAAAAUUAAGAAAGAAUCUAAUUGCAUGACAUUGUUUCAAAAUGGGGCAAUAGUAUAGGGAAAUACUGUUUAUUUGAAAGGAAAAUAUUGUUGAUUUGCAGUUUAUUGGCUCUGCAUGGGUUGUAUUAUAUGUUUUUGCAUACUAAAUAAUUGCAUAAUGAAACAAAUACUGUCACCAUAAUAAAUGCACAGCUGUUAAUUCAUAAAAACAUGCUAUGAUUUCUAUUUUUAGGAAAAAAUCCUGGAUAUUUACGAAACAAAAACACACUUAAAUUUUUCCUAGUAAAGAGAAAGGCAUUUGUUCGCCAGUAACAUCUUUAGUUAAGUGUCAACAUCAGACAUAAAUUCAUUCCUCCUUUAAAAUAUUUUAGAGCUGAAAUGUGAGACAGUGGUUUUGCAUCACAUUCUACAGAAAUAAAUAAGUGAUGUCAUUCCUACAAUGGCCAUUUAAAACAACAGCUUUUUUACAAUAUGGAAUUCCAGUUCCAAGCCAAAUAUUUGAUGAGUUCAGUGAGAGGAUAUUCAGGAGUCAUUUGUGAACCUCUUUUUGUGGUUCAUGUGAACAAACACAAUUCUCAUUAUUUUCCACCAUUAAUAUGCUUAAAUUAACAAAUUUAAUCGUGGAUAAAAAAUAUGGAAUUUUGGACAAUUUCAUCCAUGCUUUAAUGACUUAUAGACUUAGAAUGGCAUUUUUUAAGUGUUUGUAAUUAGAUGUAUUUGUAUGCAUGACUAUAACCAGUUAUGUUUGAGUUUUUCCCUUUUUACUACUAACAUCUUGUCAAACUUUUAGGAUUUAUUUUUUACAAUUUCACAUAUUCACAAAUCAUUCAAAAGAAACAUGACACCCACUUUGUCAUGUUUGAUAGUUUACUUUAAAAUUGUCCUACAUUUUUAAAUCGUUAUAUAAUUAUGAAUUUGUCUAGUGCACUUUAUUAUGUCAUCUCUUUUUGGAAUUAUUCUUUAUUUGUAUUGUAUUGCGUCUAUUGACACCAUAGUAGGCACAUUUGUAAUUCUUUGCAUUUAAAUGUUUGUGCCUUCAUUCUCAUUCAGGUAGAAUACAAAUUAUAUUCAAUACAUUUUGAGGGUGAUAGGGUUGGAGUUUAUGAUAAUGUAAAGCCAAUCAAACAAUUUGUCCCAAAAUACAUGUCCUGUAAAGCCCCCGCUGGGAUUUAAACCCAGACAUCUUUCCUCUUGCAUGGAAAGUGUUAUAUCUUGUAAUACAAGGCCAUGUUAGUGGAAAAUGAACUUGAACCUAGACCUCUUUUCUCUGGCAUGGAAAGUAUUCUAUCUUGGAAUACAAGGUCAGGCUAGUGGAAAAUAAACAAUUGUAAGACUAUAAACCUUCAAAAAUAUAAAAGUUCAUCGGACCAAUCAAAGCACACAUCUGUUAAUCAAAUAGAUUUCAGCUUAAGUUCCGUAUUUUAUUACUUUCCUUUAUUGAUGUAUUUUCAAGCAUUGUAUUUAUCCUGACAAAAAUUGCACUUCUUCAACACAUUUUACGUUAAAUACCGGUAGUAAAAUCUAACAAUAUA